Paramecium tetraurelia is the source of this 1599-nucleotide messenger RNA. RefSeq lists its product as uncharacterized. The transcript has 4 exons. Gene Ontology annotation, molecular function: ATP binding; protein serine/threonine kinase activity. Lineage: Eukaryota; Ciliophora; Oligohymenophorea; Peniculida; Parameciidae. Gene Ontology annotation, biological process: protein phosphorylation; mitotic DNA damage checkpoint signaling. The record is from RefSeq and is a predicted model, not a curated record. Gene Ontology annotation, cellular component: nucleus; cytoplasm.
AUGAAAAGAUUCCUCAAGUUAAAUUUGGACAUUAGCAAAAAGAUUACCUAUGAACAAUCACAUAGGAAGUGUUUUUUUUAAAGGGACUAUGUUAGAAUGGAAUGGACCAGAUAAAAGUUACCCAAAUCGCAAUUGGAGUUUGACAUUGUUUAAAAGGUCAUCAUGAAAAAUAAAAAGAAUGUAAAAAAAACUUACCUGAUCAUGAUGCAUCAGAAUAUCAUGAUGAGACAGAAGAAAGAUGGGUCCUUAUGUUGGAUCGACUUUGAAAAUUCCAUUUUGGAUUCUAUCAACGACCCAUAAUUUGGAGAUGGCAUCAGACUAACGAAAUGUUUCGACGAAAUAGAAAUCUAUGGAGAAUUAGAUAAAAUGCUCCCUAUUUUUAAGAAAUACACUAUCCAAUUAGAAUUCACUUAAUAAUAUCAUUUUUUAAAGAAGAUUAAUUCUUGUGAUAAAACUGAGGUUUUUAGAAUAAGGUCGAAAACAGAUAGAAAUGAUUAUUAAUGCAAAAUAUUUUAUAAAAAAGCACUCAACCUUACCAUGGAAAAAUAAAUAGAGAAGGAAUUGUAUAUAUUGAGAAGAAUUAACGAUGAAUAUAUCCAAAAAUACUUUGAAACCUUUGAAAAUUAGGACUAAAUAAUAAUCAUAGAAGAAUUAAUAAUAGGCGGAAAUUUUGAUUCUUAUUUAUAAAAAUGGCCAUUAUUGUCAGAGGAAAAAGCAUCCAAAUUUUUUUUUAAAUUAUUUAAAAGUUUAGCUUAUCUUCAUUCCAAAGGGAUAAUGCAUAGAGACUUAAAACCAGAAAAUAUUGGGCUUAGAUUGAAUGGAAACCUUGAAAACCCUUGCAUUUGUUUUUUCGGAUUGGCUGAUGUCGUAAAGACCCCCAAAUAUUUAUUUUAAAGAUGUGGAACACCAGGAUUUGUUGCUCCAGAAAUCUUGAAGAAUUAGUAAUAUGAUUGCAAGGUUGACAUCUAUAGUUUGGGAAUUAUGAUGUAUUAUUCAUUGACCGGGAAAAAGCCUUUCGAUUCAGAUGACUAUCAACAGUUGAUCGAGCAAAACGAGGAAGGAUAAGUAGACAUAUCGAUUCUAAAGUUAAGUAAAGAAGGGCUGAUGCUUAUUGAAAGCAUUCUCAAACCUGAUCCAGAUGAAAGAAUUACAGCUUAAGCAGCCUUAAAUCAUAUUUGGUUUAAGACGGAGAAGCUUUCUAAAUUAAUGGAGUUUAAGGCGCAUAACAACAUCAAGAAAUUUUAAUUUAAAAGUCCAUAACAUCGAAAAAGCAUGCAAAAUUCCCCUAAAUUGUUACCUAUUGUACUUAAUAAGCAAAGCGUUGAUUAAAGUUAUGGCAGUCCUUUAUAGCAUUAAUUUUCGAAUGCUUAUAGAAAUUCUAUUAAUUCUCAUAAUCAUUCAAUCUUUCGUAUUACUACAUUGAAUGGAAGUUUUAGUCCAAAAGACGUUCAAUCUUUUUCUUAAUCGUUAAAUCCUAAUAGUUUAUUGGUAAGGCCAAGUGGAAUUUCACCUUCAUUUUUCGCCAAGACAUCGAGACCGUCAUAAUCAAUAUCUGUUUUAAUGCCGAAUAUAUUCCCUAAGCAAUUGGAAUAAAAGUGA